AUGACCCGAUUUGCAAAGCGUGGCUUUGACAACAGAAAGUUAAAUGAACCAACACCUUGGGCAGAAAUGAAAAAUGACAGAGCUUCAGCGGGUGGUAGGGCUAAACUGAAGGAGCAGAGAAGAGAGGAGCGAAGAUUAAAGCGACAAGCAGAUCGUGAGUCUGCCAAGGUGUGCUUCAAUUGUCGGAGCAGGGGUCACAUGGUCUCUGAAUGUCCAUUCAUGUCUGACUUGAGCCAGCAAGGCAGUUGCUACAAAUGUGGUUCUACAGAGCACACAGCCUACUCUUGCACAGCCAAAGUUCCUAAGGGAUCGUUCCCAUUUGCCAAGUGUUUUAUCUGUGGAGAGAAAGGCCACAUCACAAAGCAGUGUCCAGACAAUCCAAGAGGCUUAUACCCAAAAGGUGGUAGCUGUAAACAGUGUGGCUCUGUGGAACAUUUGAGGAGAGACUGUCCAGAGUUUCUCAAAAAGAAAGGUGUCACAGAGAUGACAGUCGACACGCUGGAGGUGGGAGCUAGCGCUGAUGCUCAGGCAGACCCAACAGCCGCUGCUGCUGAUCAGGAGGAUGAUGAUCAAGGAAAGAAAAAGCAGAAGAAAAAGAUCAUCAAAUUCUAG
This is a messenger RNA of Candidula unifasciata, 612 nucleotides long. The record is from the annotation of a GenBank genome assembly. NCBI's taxonomy places the organism in Eukaryota, Metazoa, Mollusca, Gastropoda, Stylommatophora, Geomitridae.